Messenger RNA from Kickxella alabastrina, 1211 nucleotides. RefSeq lists its product as uncharacterized. NCBI's taxonomy places the organism in Eukaryota, Fungi, Kickxellomycota, Kickxellomycetes, Kickxellales, Kickxellaceae. Bases 133 to 1107 code for a protein of 324 amino acids. The transcript is spliced from 2 exons. The record is from RefSeq and is a predicted model, not a curated record.
CCAAGGCCCACCCGACAAAAGAAAACAACAGCAAAAGCAGCAAGACACUUGCUUCUGCAUCAAUGCAUUUUUGUGCGCGAUAAUAUACAAAAUACAAAAUACAAAAUACGAAAUACAAACCCAGAUUCAGCCAUGAAGGUCUUUAUUCCCACCUUCGUCUCCGCAUUGCUGCUGGCAUUGUCCGGUUUCAGCUCCAACUCUGUCUGCGCCAGCCCUGAAGACGCGCACAGCCGCGUGCCCGUGUACUACGCCAAGCCGUAUCUCACUGCUGCCACCACAAUGUUCGGCGCGCUGAUCGAGGGCGCAGCCGUGGACAAGAGCGGCAACUUUUACGCAAUACACUUUAACAGCACCAAGUCUGCUGCGGGCAGAGCAUUCGACAAGCAGUCGCUAUUCUACCUGGACAAGGCCUACAAGGGCGCCUGGUUUAAUGGCAUGCGCUUCAACAUUGGCCGAGACGGCGUCCAGGAGGCCUACUUGGGGGAUUUGACCAACCACCGCAUUGUGCGUGUGCGGGACCCAGGCAACAAGGGCUCGUUUGGAUACUCAGAAACGUUCUGCCAGAGCCCUGCAAACUCCGUGGUGGGCGACGGCGAUCUGUGGACGUGUGAUUCUAAUGGCGUGGCCACCAAGCUCGGCACCUUCCACCGCACCAACGGCAUCGAGGUCAGCCCCGACGAAAAAACUCUGUAUGUCUCCGAGUCAAUCAACAAGGGUGACAAGGUGGUUUCCAACGUCAUCCACGCAUUCGAUCUUGACGCUGACAAGGGAACCAUCAGAAACAAGCGCAAGCUGGUCGAUUUUGGGCAGCUCGACGGCUCUGGUGCCAACGAUGUGGACGGCAUGCGCACCGACGAGCAAGGUAAUCUGUAUGUGGCCCGCUGGGGCGCUGGCAGAAUUGCCAAGGUGUCGCCGGCAGGAAGGCUCCUGGCCUACAUCAAGUUGCCGAGCAUAGCCGAGGUCACCAACCUGGAGCUCGCCGGACCCAAUGGCAAAGAUCUGUUUGCCGUUGGUGCAUGCAAGGCUGACCCAAGCAAAGGCUGUGUCGACACGUACUCGGUGCCUGUCGGCGGCCGCGCCUUCAAAAACCUACAAACGAAGGGCUAGCAAGUGUCUUUAUUUAUGGUCUUAGUCCUACUCGACCGUGCCGCUUUGGCGUGCAGCAAAAUGCAUUCAAGCUAUCGAGAAAUAUAAUUUAAACACGACGAAAA